AGCUUAAGGAACAAUAUGACAACAUCUCUUGGUGGCUUUGAAGUUCAAUAUUCUGGUUUUCAUUGCCCAGAAGGAUUCCGUGGUCUACGUCCACAUCCCAGCAAUGAUCGGAAGUAUCUGAGAUGUGGCAUUGGCGUGCAACCCAUUGUGGAGGAUUGCCAAUCGGGAGAGAUAUUCAAUACCCGUACAACUAGCUGUGUCUACGUUGGAGUCAAUCCACUUCGGGAUCACAUCUCUUUUGUUCCAAAGAACGAUCUCCUCUGCCCCGUUGGUGUCGAGGGUCUGUUUGCGCAUCCCUUCGAUCAGACCAAGUUUCUUAGCUGUAGGAACAAUAAGAUGGCCAUCCAGAACUGUAUUCGAAACUACGUUUUUAGCAUAUCGAAGGGUUCCUGUCAGCCCAAAGCUGAGCUAGUCCCCAGCGACUAUGUAGGCUUUACCGUAUCGGAAAUUAGCCACGAGAAUUCUUUGGUACUUACCCUCUGUCCGGCGGGUAUCAAUGGACUUCACCUUUAUCCCUUUGAUGGCAGAAAUUAUGUGCACUGUGCUGUCGAUGGAUCGUUGUCCAUUCACAGUUGUGAUCAGGACAUGGCAUACAGCUUUACUCAACGCUCUUGUCGUCCUCUUGGACAACUGACUAGAAGUGAACAUGUCAAGUUCUUGUCGGAUAGCUAUAUAAAUAGCCAGUCCAUCCAAUCUUCGCUCACAGUCUGUCCACAAAGUUUGCAGGGCAAUUUCGCUUAUCCAUUCCAUGCUGGUUACUUUGUGUCCUGCGAGAAUGGAAGAAUGCAGCUGAAGACCUGUCCACCUGGCACUUUUUACAGUCUCUCCAGGCACACUUGUUCGACAGGACUACAGCUUGACUUGCAUGAGUUCUUGGAUUAUUCCUACACAAGUGUUCAAUUGUCAAACAACUUUAUGCAGGAACUUAUGACUGUAACCUGCCCGCCAAAUGCUCAGGGCUACUUUCUGCAUCCCUUCGACUGUACCAAGUAUUUGAAUUGCCGCGAUCAGCAGACCUCGAUCGAGAGCUGUGAACUGGGUAAAGUCUUUAGCAUCUCCCAGCGACACUGUGUGGCCAGAGAUCAGUUGGAGAGCGCCUAUGAUCGUGUGGAGUAUCUAACGGAGACGCAACACGAGUUCUCUCAGAAUAAUCGAGGAUCUUAUGGCAUGUUACCCAAUCCCCCAACCCCCACGAUGGUUGAAUUAGGCGUAAUGUGUCCCGCCAAUGUUUAUGGUCUUUACGCUCAUCCCUUUGAUGCCAGCAGCUAUUUCUAUUGCAUACCGGAUAAGUCGGAGAUUAAGAAGUGUCCAUCCGGCGAUUUCUUCAGUAUUUCCCGGGGCUAUUGCAUGUUAGCAGAGCUUGUACCGGAUACUGAUCGCGUGUCCAGGUUCUCUAGCCAGGAACCCUUGUCAUUCGCAACAUGCCCCUUGGAUGCUGUGGGGAAUUACGUCUAUCCCUUCGAUUGUACAAAGUAUGUGAGCUGCCAGGCGGGUGAGAGGCGUCUCCACAGCUGUCCCCAAGGAUACCACUUCAGUCUAACGCUACGUAGCUGCCAACCGGAGCAGCAGGUGCAACGUUCCAAUCGCGUUUAUCUAAGCAGCGAGCUAAAGGUCUUCUAUGACUGGUGGCAGCAACUCCAUGAAGGAUCACACGUUAUCUUCUGUCCCGUUGGCUUCUCGGGCACUUACCAGCAUCCAACCUUGUCCCAUAAGUUCAUCAGCUGUUCCCCCGAGAGGUCGCAAGCGGAGAUUCUUGAGUGUGCCAACGAUAUGGUUUUUAGCAUCUCCCAACGGAUCUGUGUGCCUCAGAUGGGGUUGAUCGAUCCGAUUGUGGAGCCAAGUUCGGGCUCGUAUGGCUGGAUAGAUCUGCGUCACGAUCAUCGCGAGCCAAAGGCUUACGAUCAAUAUGCCAGCGGAUCCGGCAUUAAAACGACGAGCACUAACGCUGGCGAUCGCUGGAGCAACAUGAACAUGCAACGUCCCGCUGGCAUUGGUUUCAACCAGCAACAGCAGCCACAUCCUAGUGGCUGGUCCGGCCAGGGCAGCUCCUACAACCAUCAGGCGCCCACACAGAGCGUGCUCUAUGUGGAGGGAUCUCUGCAGCCGAAGAGUAAUUAUCCCCAGUCUCCUGCCACAAACACAAUCUAUAAAGCACCACUGGCUCCAAUUGCAUCGACCACGGGCAAUGUCUACUAUGCCCAGCCCGUGGAUGAGCCUCAGACUUGGUCACGUCGAGACUUUAGUCGCAGAAUCGAUGACAAUGCGCCGUCAAAUGACUGGCGUCCAUUGCCUUCCACACAUCACCCCUCUGCCCUACCCGGACAAACCCCUUUGGAUCUUAGCUACGAGCCCCCCUUGCCGUCUAAUCAUAGACCUAGCUACCCUGAACAGUUUCCUUCUCGGACAAAUGACAUACAACCGCCUACUCCUUCAACUCCUGUUUCCUCUUUGCCGGGUCAGCGACGUUUAGACCUUGAUUAUUAUCCCUCCAUGCCGGCUAAUCAUAGGCCAACUUAUGAUCAAGAUUAUCCACAGCCUACCGCUGCAACCCCUGCUUCCCCCCUACCCGGACAGCAGCCCUUAAACCUUGAUUAUGAUCCCUCUGUCCCAGCUAAUCAUAGACCGACCUACCGUGAACAGCUUCAGCCUCAGCCGCAUGCAAAUGGAGCGCAACCAUUUGGUGGCUUACUCCCUUCCCUGCCAGGACAGCGUGCUCUAGACCUUGACUACAAUCCCCAAGCAACAACUGUUGAUCAACGGGAUCAGCUGCCCAGCGAGACAGCGCAGCAGCCCAGCUUUAGACCUCCAGUUCCAGAUCAACCCUUUGAUGAAUCCAAUCUCUAUGGUGGCCUGCAGCCGCCCACACCUCCGCCUGCCUCUGAGGCUACGACCAACCCUACGACUACUUCAACGCAAUCCAAUCUGCGUACUUUUCCCAUAUAUCCAACCUUGAGUAACUCCCCGCUUGGUCAGCAGCCGAGUAAUCCCCAUUAUAGUCGCCCCUAUUCUGGUGUUGCGCACUCGCGUAAUGCCUCCUGGCAUAAGGUGCCAGCUCGUGCACCCGAUCCGUUCAAUGUCCAGGAGGAAUACGAUGAGCAGGCGUUCGACGAUGUGGACUCGGAGCAAUCGCCGACCACAAACACUGAUAAAAGUGGUCUAAGGCCACCGCCAUUUAAGCAUGAGUUUUACAAUCCAACGCUGAGUACUAAGCCCCAAGAGGAAGCCCAAGAGGAAGCCCAAGAGGAAGUCCCCUCCAAGGUAGCUCUCGGGGAGGCACUGCGUCUUAUGUUGCGUCCCUACUUCAAUCAUAGCGGCAAUGCGCCGGAAGAUUUAACACAACGUGCCGAAUCCGCCAUAGCUUCGGUUAUCAGUAAGCCUCCCACAAUGACCACGACCACGACAACGACAACGACAACGACUACCCCUCGUCCCACCACCCGUACAACGCCUCGAAGUCGAAACGGACACUCUCUGCACUCUCCCGACGAUGAUGUGGAGCUGAUUGUGGCGGGCGAACAGGCAAGCUUGGACGAUACUGACGAUGACUCUGUUGUUCCAGAUGCGGGUGAAACGGCGCGAACUGAGCAGACACAAAAUCCCACGACGUACGCUUCCGGCUAUGACACGACUGACUUUCAGAGAGGCACCCGUAGAGUGGAUGUCGAAACCAGCACCGAUCUAAAUUCAAAUUCCAAUCCGAAUCCACACAAUUGGCAUACGCAGGGUCACAGUCGUGAGUUCCAUCUGCGUCAUCCGAAUAUGCCCGAUCCGUUCGAUAAGCCGCAACAUCAUCACAAUCCCCAUCAUCCUUACCACCAACACCAACACCAGCACCAGCAUCACCAUCAUUUCCACCACAACCACGAACACCAACACAGUCGUCGCUAUCAUAGCCUGCAUCCCAAUCUGCCCAAUCCUUUCGAGGAGGCACCUAAGCAAGAGCCGGCAGAGGAAGAGGAGCAGGAGCAGGAACAGGAGCCGGAAGAAGAAUUCUUUCCGAAUCCAAAUGCCGAAGCUACCACACCACAUGGACUAGAGAUUCAAUUUCGCAGCAACUUUGAUGAACCCUGUGAGUUCGAUUGCGGAUCUGGCAAAUGUGUGAAACGAUCGCAGGUCUGUGAUGGCGUCAACAACUGUGGCAAUCGCAAGGAUGAACAGCAAUGUGACCAUUUGGGCUACGAACUGCGCUUGACAGGCGGCGAAAGUCCUCAUAUGGGUCGAGUUGAGGUCAAAGUCAAAGGCCAAUGGGGCUACGUUUGCGAUGACAACUUUGGACUCCGAGAUGCUGAUGUUGUCUGCCACGAGCUGGGAUUCAAGAUGGGUGCUGCGCAGGUGCGUGGCAAUUCCUUCUAUGAACCCACCGAACGUAACUUCAACUAUGCCAUGGAUGGCGUUAAUUGUCGCGGAAAUGAGACGCAACUAAAAGACUGCGACUUCAAGGGUUGGGGUGUUCACAACUGUGGUGUCGAUGAGGUGGUUGGUGUUGUCUGCAAGGUUCCACUGCUGAAGUGCCCCAGCGACUUGUGGUUGUGCCACACCUCCAAGGAGUGCAUACCGCCUGCUUUUGUCUGUGAUAAUACCGCAGAUUGUGGGGAUAGAUCGGAUGAGAGUGAUGCCGUUUGUAAGGCACCCGUCGAAUAUCGUUUGGAGGGAGGACGCAGCCCGAAUGAGGGACGAUUGGAGGUGAAGUACCAUGGCGUCUGGGGCAGCGUUUGCGAUGAUGAUUUUAAUAUGAAGGCGGCGCAGGUUGCCUGCAAUUCCUUGGGUUACUAUGGAACACCGAGAAUAGAGGCAAAUAUCUUUGGACCCGGCAAGGGACCCAUCUGGCUGGAUCAAGUAAUGUGUGCUGGCAAUGAGACGAGCAUUGAUAAGUGCAAUCACUGGAAUUGGGGUGAGCACAACUGCAACCACACCGAGGAUGUGAGUCUGCACUGCACCGUGGGACCACGUCCGAGACAACAGAGAUUGAGCACCCUGUUGCAACCGACGAGCACGGAUAAUUCUGGCACUGGAAAUGGCGUUAGUCUCUCCGAUAUUGGACUGUGGGAGAGAUCGAGUAAGGCUCUGCGCACUCCCAGACGUUGUGGCAUCUUCAAGGAUGACCUGAUCGAUGAGUUUGCGCAUCCCGAGCAGCGUGUGGUCAAGGGCAGUGUGGCACGACGUGGUCGCCAUCCCUGGCAGGCAACCAUACGCACACGUGGACGUGGUGGAAUCUCCAGUCAUUGGUGUGGAGCUGUCGUCAUCUCCAAGCGCCAUCUAUUGACCGCUGCCCAUUGUCUCUACGGUCAUUCGAAGGGCGCCUAUUUUGUGAGAGUGGGAGAUCAUUAUGCCAACAUUGCUGAGAACUCCGAGGUGGAUUCGUUCAUUGAUACCUGGUACACGCACGAUAAGUUCCGCCAGCCCACUCACAUGAACAAUGACAUCGCCGUGGUGGUGCUAAAGACGCCACUCAAGUUCAGUGAUUAUGUGCAGCCGAUCUGUUUGCCGGAACAUGGUGCACCUCUGGUUGAGAACCGCACGUGCACCAUCUCCGGCUGGGGAUCCAUCAAAUCAGGCGUAUCAACUCCAGCGCAGGAAUUGAGAGCAGCAGAAUUGCCCAUUUUGCCAGAUGCCACCUGCAAGCAGUUAAAUGUCUAUGGAGAUGCCAUGACUGAGGGCAUGUUCUGUGCCGGCUCCAUGGAUGAGAGCGUGGAUGCCUGCGAGGGCGAUUCUGGCGGUCCGCUUGUCUGCUCCGAUGAGUACGGUGAGACACUGUACGGCAUCAUAUCGUGGGGACAACACUGCGGUUAUCAAAAUCGGCCUGGCGUCUAUGUUCGUGUCUGUCACUAUAUCGAUUGGAUCUACGAGAAGAUCAAUCAAAGCUUGCAGCGCUUUUAAAAGGCCCACUUUCUUCCCCUUUUAAGCUUAUUGAUUUAAGUUUUCACUCAGCAAUUUUCAAAAAUAAAAUGUAGCACCUAAAAGUAGACAAUAAAAAAUGUUAUGCGAAUUUUCGUGAUUUUUAGCACAGAUCAAAAGCUAAA
Molecule: messenger RNA, 6020 nt
Organism: Drosophila innubila
Lineage: Eukaryota; Metazoa; Arthropoda; Insecta; Diptera; Drosophilidae
Exons: 13
Coding region: 16-5877 (1953 amino acids)
Biological process (GO): proteolysis
Cellular component (GO): extracellular region; membrane
Molecular function (GO): chitin binding; serine-type endopeptidase activity; protein binding
Source: RefSeq, a predicted model, not a curated record